This is a messenger RNA of Scleropages formosus (Asian bonytongue), 1651 nucleotides long. RefSeq names its product iodothyronine deiodinase 3a (gene dio3a). Lineage: Eukaryota; Metazoa; Chordata; Actinopteri; Osteoglossiformes; Osteoglossidae. Gene Ontology annotation, molecular function: thyroxine 5'-deiodinase activity. The transcript has a single exon. Gene Ontology annotation, biological process: thyroid hormone metabolic process. The record is from RefSeq and is a predicted model, not a curated record.
GUAAUCCCCACCAUGUGAGGAGGCGGCCUCGGCCGGGAGGCGGGGUGUCGCUCCAUUCAAAUCCCCGGCCGCUCCUAUAUAUAAAGGAAAACACGGGGCGGCGGAGUAGAUGCGAGCUCACGCACCGGCUCAAGUUUCCUGGAAGCGGGUCGGCUUGGAAGACGCGGCGGCGGCGGCGGCAGCGAAGGCGGCGGCGAAAGCGAUGCAGCACUCGGUGGGCAUCCAAACUGUGAGGCUGAUCAAGAACAUCGCCGUGUGCCUCGUGCUGCUGCCCCGCUUCCUCGUGGCCGCGCUCGUGCUGUGGCUCCUCGAUUUCCUGUGCAUCCGGAGGAAGGUGCUGCUCAAGAUGCGGGAGCAGGACGGGGGUCCCGACGACCCCCCGGUGUGCGUCUCCGACUCCAACCGCAUGUUCAGCUGGGAGUCGCUCAAGGCCGUGUGGCACGGCCACAAGCUGGACUUCUUCAAGUCGGCGCACCUGGGAUACGCGGCGCCCAACACUGAAGUUGUGCGGAUCGCGGACCGCGCGCGCAGCUGCAUCCUGGACUUCGCUCGCGCGAAGCGGCCGCUCAUCCUCAACUUCGGCAGCUGCACCUGACCUCCGUUCAUGACGCGCCUUAAGGCGUUCCAGCGCCUCGUGGGCCAGUACACGGACAUCGCGGACUCCCUGCUCGUGUACAUCGAAGAGGCGCACCCGUCCGACGGCUGGGUGAGCUCGGACGCGCCCUACCAGAUCCCCAAGCACCGCUGCCUGGAGGACAGGCUGAAAGCGGCGCAGCUCAUGAAGCUCGAGGUGCCCGGCUGUCUCGUGGUGGCCGACAACAUGGACAACGCGUCCAACGCGGCGUACGGAGCCUAUUUCGACAGACUCUACAUCCUCCAUGAGGGCAAGGUGGUCUAUCAAGGCGGGAGGGGGCCCGAGGGAUACAAGAUCUCCGAGCUGAGGACCUGGCUCGACCGCUACAGGAACAGUGUGCGCAAUUCCAGAUCCGUGGUGAUCCACGUGUAGAAGAGGGUGCGAAGCGGGCGGCAAAAAGAGGCGCGCAGUUAACACUGGACGUGUGAGACACGAGGUGCGCAAAGCGCGUCCCGGAGCUGCUGUUUCCACGGCAAGAAGAAGCCGCGACAGCUCGCGUGUGCGCCGCGACUGGGAAGAGAAAGUAUUAAGUGACACAAGUCAUUUCGUUUCCAGUGUAGUGUAGAGUAGGGUAGUGUAGAGCAGUGUAGUGUAGUGUAAGGUAGGCUAGGGUAGGUGCCGGUGGCGUGAAGCGCACGACGAGCGCAGAAUGGUCUCUUCUGUCUCCGUUCCCGUCCUUCCUUCGCCUUCGUUCUUCAGUAACUCGUGACACCACUUAUGGACUGUACAUUUGUAAAUAUGCGUGUUCCACAUGUGUUCUGCCGUGUUCCCCCGAUCUGCCACUCUGCGUGUGUGCGUGCGUGUGUGCGUGCGUGUGUGCGCGGCCGAGAGCAUGACAAUUGAAUUGUCGUGUACUCCAGUGUAGUUGUGAAGUUCGGUUUUUAAAGGGUUCCCGACCAGAAAACUGAUACUGAUGUCGUCUGAUACUGGAGUACCCGAUAAUUAGCACCUUGUUAUAAGAUUAAGGAAAAAAAAGUAUUUUGUUUUGUAAAUUAUGCAUACUUUUUUAUUAAAGAG